AUGAGCAACCAUGCAAAGCUGUCGAAACAGAAACCGCCUGAAAGUCCGGGCAUACGCAGCUGCGUGCAAAGGUAUGUGUUUAAAAACAUGCUAGACGCCGUUCCCGGGAAAUAUAAAGUUAUCAUUUGCGACCCCCCCUCAGCGGUGGUUCUCAAUAGUUUUGCGAGAAUGAAUGACCUCAUGGAACAUGGAGUCGCGUUAGUGGAGGACCUUAAAAAGAAACGGCAACCCUUAAUCUGCCUACCCGCCAUGUACUUCUUUGAUCCCAACGACGAGUCGGUGGAGCGCAUCAUUGAUGACUGGGAAGAAAAGGACCCGUACAAGGAGGUUCACCUUUUUGCCCUGGGAACGACCCCUGACAGUUACAUGCAACGACUUGCGCGCGCAAGAGUUGCGCAGAGAGUGACCGGUUUUAAAGAUAUGAUGCUGAAUUUCUUGGUCCCCGAGCGAUUAGUCUUCCACUUCAAUAUGCAGAAUGAUUUAUCAAGACUGAUGUUACCCAUGCAGUCACCACAGUGUGAGAGUUUUCUGUCUGAAGCCGCAGCGCGGCUAACACAAGUACUUCAUGCAAUGGGAGGUGGUAUUCCUGUUGUCCGCGCCCAGGGGAGAAGCCAGAGCUGCGAGGUAUUCUCUCGAUUACUGCUAGACGAACUGGCCAAGUUGGCCAUCAGUGUACCAAACUUUGAAAAUGGGGUUGACGACGACGGGGUGGACAGCAGUAAACCCGUGUUGAUUAUUCUCGAUAGGUCGUUCGACACCGUUACCCCGCUGAUGCACCACAGAACAUACCAAUGUUUACUGGAAGAUUUGAUGCCCCUCGAAAACGAUAUGUACGUGCAAAAGUUUGAAACACGCUCGGGGGAGCGCUCCACGCGUGAACUCUCCGUCGAUGAAGAGGACCCCUACUGGUGUCAGUACCGACAUCGGUUUUUCGCCGAGUGCAUGGAAGAGUUUCCUGCAGAACUCAAGAAACUCCACAAUGAGAAUCCCCAUCUGGUUAACACGAGGGAAGCAUCACCAAGCAUCACGGAACUUAGCAAUGUCACGCGGGUGCUCUCUACGUUUCAGAAGGAUCAAGGAAGGUUGUCUGUACACAUUGAUAUCUGCACAAAAAUUUUUAAUCUUUAUCGGGAACAAUGCCUCGAUGUUGUCUGCGAAGCAGAGCAGGAUAUAGCUGCUGGUCGUAAGUCGUUCAAAACGAACUUUGAAACGGUGCGGCACAUCAUAAAGGAUCAGGCAGUGCCGAGGGAUGUGCGACUGCGGCUGCUUUUGUUGCUGUCCGCUGCAACUGACACCUCUGAAUACUCAGAGGCAAAGAAACAAACGCUUAUCAAACAGUCAGAACUAACGGAGGUAGCUGGCGCCUUCUCUAAACUAGAACAACUGACGAGCAGAGUAGGAAAACUUAAUCCCGAGGGGCGGAAUGCAAAAACUUCGGCGGAAAAAGACCCUUUCAUCACGCAGACAUAUCAGAUUAUGGAAGCCUUGGCAGGGAACAAACUUGACACGGCGGACUAUAAGUAUGUGACACGGUCAGAUGAGUCCAGCGGGGAUGCCACUUCCAAUACCGCCCCUUCCGGCGGUGCGAACACAAAAAAGUCAUUGCGUGUGGCUCUGGGGUCGAGUGCGUUAUGGAGUGACAAAGGAUCCGCCAUAAGCGAUACGCUUAGCAGCGCCAGUGAAAAACCUCUCGCCGCUAUUGCCGCGCUCCCCCCGCUACCGAAGGCAGUACACGAUUUGGCGGGCACUGGGAACGUUGGUGGGCGGUCGAGCAAACAGCGCUUCGUAUUUUUUGUGUUGGGUGGAAUUACCUUCAGUGAAAUUCGAGCAGCGUAUGAGGCAACAAAGAAACUUGGGUGCGAGUUUAUCAUUGGAGGGACGUCCUUGCUUCGGCCGAAUGAGUUUGUUAAGGUACUGAGUGAAUAA
Messenger RNA from Trypanosoma brucei brucei TREU927, 1926 nucleotides. Its product is annotated as syntaxin binding protein 1, putative. Gene Ontology annotation, molecular function: syntaxin binding. The coding region runs from base 1 to 1926 and encodes 641 amino acids. The transcript has a single exon. Gene Ontology annotation, biological process: vesicle-mediated transport; intracellular protein transport. Gene Ontology annotation, cellular component: secretory granule; plasma membrane. NCBI's taxonomy places the organism in Eukaryota, Euglenozoa, Kinetoplastea, Trypanosomatida, Trypanosomatidae. The record is from RefSeq and is a predicted model, not a curated record.